AUGUCAUUAGCGUAAUUCAUACAAUACAGUCAAUUAAGCUUUCUUAAUGAAUUUUGGAAUACUCUUAGACCAGAAGCACAAGUACGAUAACCUCUUUUAUCUAUUUAGUUAUUUUAUGACCGAGGAAAUGAAAUUUUCAUUUUUAGAGAAUUGAAUUAAAUAUUUGUAAUCUACAAACAUUAAUUGAAUAAAGUUGUACGAAUUAAGAUUCCUUAUAAUGGAUUAAUAAUUAGUAUGAAUAUUCAAUAAGAUUGUUCAUAUGUUGCUUAUUAAACAUCUGAAAACUAAUUAGUAAUUUGUUCUUUAAUAAUAUUUAGUACUUGUUUUCAACAAGAGCAAACAGAUAAUUCUUUUAUACUGUAUAAUCAGAGAAGAAUUCUUAAAUAAUACAGUUUGAAUGGGCUAAAGGCUCUUUAGGAAUGUAUGAUAUAUUGGUUAUUGAAAAUCAUGGAAUACAUCUAUUGAAAAUUGAUGAUUAGGUAAGAAAAGUUAAGUUUUUUUAAUAAAAGAUUACUUGGUGUUGGUAUGAACCAAAAAAUGAGGUUCUGGCAACAUGCAGUAAUUCUAAUAAUGGAUUAAUAUCUACUUACUUUUUUAAAGAAAAGAAAAAAGAUUUUAAAUAUAGAGGACCUGAUUUUCAUUUAGAUGAUUUUGAACCUAAAGAAGGAACUUCAGCUUUUGCUUCAUUAUUCAAAUCAAAAAAAUCAGAUGUUCAAUAAUUUGUUGCUCCUACUGAUAAAAAAAACAAAGAUUUAUGUUAAGAUGAACUAAUAUCUGAUUCUAUUUAUAGAGUGUAUUUAAUUCAUAUCUAUGGCAAAUCACUCUUAGCAUAUUCUAAUUCAUAUAGUGGUAAAUUAUUAUUCUAUUAACUUCAAUUUGAAAAAAUUAAUAAAUAAAAAUAUUUGCUUAACUUUCCAUCUGAUAUCACUGUAUUCAAUUUUAAUUAAAUUUUAGAUUAAUAUGUCUGUUGUUGAUAAUCUUAUAGUAUUAUCCACAUUUAAUGAAAAAAUCUCAAUUGUUUUUGAUGUUAAAAAAUAAAGAUCCGAUUCACCACUUGGUCCACCCUAAUCUAUUUUAUAAUAAUAAGAAAUUUCAACUAUUAAAGUUAAAGAAGUAUAAAAAAAAUAAGGUGUUAAUUAACAUUAAAUUAAUAAAGAUACUUAAUCAAAUGAUUCAAUUUAAAAAGAUUCAAAUAAAAGUUUAGAUGAUUUACAAAAUGAUCAGGAUUCUAAUAUAUAAGGUUUAAAUUAAGAAAAAUAAUAACAUGAAAUUGAUCCAAAAAUAAUAUAAGAGUAAUUAGGGACGAAAUAAGAAAUUGCUUAAUAAUAAUAAUAUUCAGAUGAAACUGAACAAUAAAACCUUUCUAAAUAAGCUUAAAAUACACAAAUUCAAUAAAAUGAAGAAAUUCAAUAAUUUAGUAAUCUUUAUUUCACUUCAGAUGUUUAAACUUUAAUCCAAGAAAUAAAAUAAGCUGAUGAUUAUUUUUCAACAUUCUUAGUAAAAAUGAAAUGGUCAACUCUUACAUAAAAUAAUUUAUCUCAAUAGAAUGAAUAAAGCAGAAUUUGUAAUUUUUUAUUUUAAUCUUUAUAGAUGAAUAAAGUUGUAAUUAUUAAGAAGAUGAUUUAAUCAUUAAUUAUAAAGAAAAAUAAAUUUAUUAAUUUACCUUGCAUUUGAAACAUUUACCAAACACUUUUGAUGAUGAACCAGAGGCAUUUUGUGGAUUAUUAAGAAGAAAUAAUUGUAAAAAUGCAGUAUUUGAAUUUCUAAUUUAAAUGGCAUUAAAUAAUAAGCCAAUUUCAGUCUUUUCUACUAUCUUUAAGCAUAUUUUUGAAAUACUAUUAAGAUCAUUUUAAGAAAGAAAUGGAGUUGCUCAUAUUGAAAAAUUAUAAAAUGGAUAUACUGUAUUACAUCCUUUAGACAUCAAAAUUUAUUUUUUUUAAGCGUUAUCUGAGGAUGAAAAUAUGAAUAAAUUAUUUUUAAUUGAGAUUUUAAUUGAAUUUAUAAGAUAAUUUUAGGAAAUGUUAAAGGAUUAUAAAAUAGCUAUUACAGAGAUCUAAAAUUUAUUAGUUAAAUUAUUAAUUAAGACUCAUAGAUAUACUCAUUUACAUUUUCUAAUAUAAUAUUAGGUUUUAACUGAUAAUGUGGAUUUUGCAAAAUUAUUGAUUGAUAUUAGUAGCAAAGAAUCUCUUGCUUCUAAAAAUCUAUAAAAUAAAUUUUAACCUUAUGAGCCAGCUUUUUAAUUAGGAAUAGACAUGUUUUUUAGAUUAUCAAAAUAUGAAGAAUUAUUAGAAUAUUUGUUAAAAUUUGGAAAAGUAUUUGCAUAAAGUUAUUAAAGUUUCAUGAUGCAGCCUUUUUGCUUAAAAAGACACCAAAUAUAAGAAUGAGAUUGCCUCCAAUCUAAGAAGGAAUAAGAAAUUCUGAUUGCUAGAGAGAAGAUUUGUUGGCUUUUUUAGAAGAUGCAUAUAAAAAAUAAAAAACUUAUUUUAGUGUUGCAGAAGUGAAAACUUUAUGA
This is a messenger RNA of Paramecium sonneborni, 2512 nucleotides long. The record is from the annotation of a GenBank genome assembly. Lineage: Eukaryota; Ciliophora; Oligohymenophorea; Peniculida; Parameciidae.